AUGGAUCUGCUUCGAGUCGAGGAGGUGUCCUCGAAAUUACACCUGGUAUACCACCGUAACAAAAAUCAGCACGGCCGGUCGGCGUGGUGGAGAUGGCUCUCGAUGCUCCGACGGACACUACUAAAACUACUCUCAACCACCCAAUAUGAAGGGCAAGAGUGCAUCUCAGAAUAUUUGCAUGCUUACAUUAUUCCAAGGUGCUAUGUUGCGUUCUCUACUGUUGUUGCCGAUGGGCAGUUUUCUACACUUGGUUCAGUACUUAUGGCUGCUCUUGGUCAAAUAUGGAACGUCACGUCUUUGGGAGGGAAAUCUCGACAUUAUACGGUUAAGAAUAACUUGAAAACCACAGCAAACGAGGCGUACGCAGACGAUAUAGGAGUACGCAUCACUCGCCUGACCGAGAAGCCUGACAUGCUACAGCAGCCAAAAUCUAGCAAAAAGGAGGCUUUGUUCUUGUCUGGUCACCAGUCGACAGUUAGGUGCAAGAAAGCCAAAAAUAAGGAGAAGAAAAGCAAGGCUGCAAAUGCUAUCGAUGAUAUUUUCAACGCUAUUAAAUAA
Molecule: messenger RNA, 558 nt
Organism: Talaromyces proteolyticus
Lineage: Eukaryota; Fungi; Ascomycota; Eurotiomycetes; Eurotiales; Trichocomaceae
Exons: 2
Coding region: 1-558 (185 amino acids)
Biological process (GO): maturation of 5.8S rRNA from tricistronic rRNA transcript (SSU-rRNA, 5.8S rRNA, LSU-rRNA); nuclear-transcribed mRNA catabolic process, RNase MRP-dependent
Cellular component (GO): ribonuclease MRP complex
Molecular function (GO): rRNA primary transcript binding
Source: RefSeq, a predicted model, not a curated record